Megalops cyprinoides (Indo-Pacific tarpon) is the source of this 4521-nucleotide messenger RNA. Its product is annotated as sterile alpha motif domain-containing protein 9-like. The record is from RefSeq and is a predicted model, not a curated record. Lineage: Eukaryota; Metazoa; Chordata; Actinopteri; Elopiformes; Megalopidae. Gene Ontology annotation, cellular component: cytoplasm. Gene Ontology annotation, molecular function: protein binding. The transcript has a single exon. Bases 1 to 4521 code for a protein of 1506 amino acids.
AUGGAGUGUGAGCUACCUGCAGACAGGGACACCUGGACGAGAGAGCAUGUGAGGGAGUGGUUGCUGGGAGAGCUGGACCUGGGCGAGGCCACCGCGCAGAUCCUGUACGAAGCGGAGUUCCGCGGAGACAUGCUGCCCCUGCUGGAUGAGGACAGCCUGCUGAAACUAGGAGUCAAGCCAGGGCCAGCCAAACUCAUCAUCAGACGCCUGAGCGAAUUCAGCGCAGACGCAGUGAAAAACAGCGAGGCGAGCGCCGGGGUCGCGAGGGAGAGGGCGGAGAGGUGUCUCCCGUACCCCUUCAACUGCUUCCACGACAGCUGCAGGUACGUGCUGCACCGCCGGCUGCAGGUGCCGGAAACAGGCCCGCUGAACCUGAUAGAGCCCUGCCACGAAUUCAAAGCGCUUCAGGGAGGGACGCACAGGGAGAAGCUGACGAAAUUCACGGAGGAGGCAGUGCGCUUCGCGGCGGCGUGCCUCAACACCCGCUCCAAUGGGACCAUUCACUUCGGAGUGCUCGACAACCCGCAUGGCAAGAUAGCAGGGGUGGGGAUCGGGAGGGAGGCAAAAUCUGACAAGGGCUCUGCUACGAAAAGCCAGGAGGAGGACUACGUCCGAGCGUGGGAGGCUUUUGGGAAAUAUUUUGCAGCUGAGCACAAGGAGACCGUGAUGAAGUGCAUCAAAGUCCCCCGGUUUGUAGAGGUCUUAAAUCCUAACUGUGACGAGGAGAACACGUUUGUAAUCGAGGUGGACAUCGAGCCCAGACACGCCUUAUGCCGAGAGGACCUUUACUACACUUCUGAAACUUUGACAAACAAGAAGACAAAGAAGCACAGCAGCGAUAGGAGGCAUCUCUACAUCCGUCAGGGGUCGAGCAUAUUCGAUCUGAUGGCGGAGAACAAAGACAAAAACAUCCCGAAACACAGUACGUACAGCAGAAAGACUAUUAAAGAAAUUUCAGAACUGAGAAAAAAGGCAGAGCAGGAACACAGCAGAGGUGUUCAGAACAGCAUGCAGGGCUCACAGCUGACGGAGGCCAUCACUAAUGGCAGUGGUUCCCUGGACAAAUCGAACUUUGAAUGGUACAUACUGGUGACUAACAAGUCCCACCCUGUGCAGCUGGAAUCUCUGCACUUCCUGACACACUUAGACCUGUUUGCUGUCCUGGACUUCGAUCCUGAGUCUAAAUCCGAAGGGCUUUACAGUUUUUUCCGGGAGCAGAGGAAAGCGCGUGCACACUUUCCCGAGGACUACACCCGCACUGACCUGCCGCACGAAACGGUGCGUAAGCUGGAACUGUCCAAGAUCAUCAGCUGGGUUUUCUGCAAUGGCUCCGUGACAGAUGCCGUGAGGCCUUCCUUUCCCACAGCCUGGCGCAAAGAGAAGGGUGCCUCGGUGCGCCGCACUGUCUCCUUCCUGUGCCGCACAGACGUCAUGCCCAGAGGCAGGUUCCAGGUGCUGUUUCUGCUGCUGUCCAGAGUGGACCACCAAAUGGACCCCCUCUUGGAGGCGUUCAGCUCCUUCUACCAGGAGCUGGGAGGAGUGGAGUCCAUGCUGUUCAUCUGCAACAGCGAGUCCACCUGCAACUCGUGGAAGGACCUCGUGGAUGCGAAGUUUGGCGAGCAGAUCACAGACAGGUGCAUUUACAAGCUGAAUCUGGCUGAAGUGAAUGGGACGGUCCUGAGCCUGACCCGCAGCUCGGAGCGGUUUCUGCCGUGCCACAACGCCGCCACCAUCGUUCUCUGGAGGAGGGAUGAGGAGGGCAUGCACGCCCUGAGCGUGCUGUGCGUGAAUCAGUGCGAGGGGCAGCAGGAGAGCAGAGACGAUGUGCAGAGAAGCUUCUACAGAGGUGCCACGCCCACCUGGUGGAACUUCCACCUGUCAGAGGAGUCUGUGGUCAAAAGGGACAAGCAUGAGUACAUCAAAAGGAUGGUCCGUCUGAGAACGUCAGAGCCAGAGAGUGGAGCCUGUGUGACCUUUGACCUCUUCCACCACCCAGGCUGUGGAGGCACGACCCUGGCGAUGCAUGUGUUGUGGUCCCUCAGAAAGGAGUUGCGAUGUGCUAUUCUGAAAGACAACGCUGUGGGUCACCAUGAGGUCGCACGGCAGGUCAUUUCUUUGCUUAAAUACGGCAUCAAGGAAAGGUCGACAUCAGUAUUUCUUCCUGUCUUACUCAUGAUUGAUGGUUUUGAGGACAAAAAUAAAGAGCUCUUGCAGGAAGCAAUCAGAGAAGAAAUCAAGCUUGAAGAUCUGACCACUGGAGACACUUUGGUGGUAAUUCUUAGCUGUGCCAAGUCUCAGACACAGCCAAAAGGCACUGGCAACAGUGACACUGUCUUCCUGGGAAAUAAGCUGUCUGCUAAUGAGAAGAAGCUGUUCGAACAAAGGCUCAAAGAGAUUGAGAUGGACCAAAAGGAGGUGGAAACAUUCUACAGCUUUAUGAUCAUGAAAAACAAUUUUGAUCCAGAGUACAUAACGCGUGUGGUCAAGAGCAACCUGCAGCAUUUCAACUUUGUGGAGCAAAAGGAAGCAAAGCUCUUUGGAGUGCUCGUCCUUCUCCAUGUGUACGCACAAUGCGGCAGUCUCUCAGUAUCCUUCUGUGAGAGGUUCCUGGGACUGGAAGGUCAACCACGGCAUGGGUACCUGAGAGUAGAAGAGGAGUUUGGUCAGUUUUCCAAACUCGUGACUCGCUGUGCAGUCGAGGAAGGGGAGAAAUACCAAGCCGUGCGCCCAAUUCACCGCAGCGUGUCUCAGAAAUGCCUGGAGGAGCUCACGCGCACCCACAGCGUGACAAAGAGGGACAUCGUUCUUCUGUUGCUGCAGGAGGAUGCCUUCCACGACUGCACCCAAGGGAAAAAGAGGCUGGAGGAGGACAUCGUGGGGAUGCUUUGCACAAGGCGGUCUGGUGAGGACGAAAGAGACAGCAGCUUCUCGCCGCUCAUGCAAGCCAUCGUGAAUGAAACGCCAGAAGCUGUGAAGGACGUGUUGACUGAGGCCUGCAGGAGGUUUGAGAACAACGCCUUGAUUUUACAUCUCCACGCGCUGUUCUACAUUGACAGGGACGAUGUCACCGAAGCAUUGAAAUGGGCCAAAAAAGCAAAAAAUAAGGACAGGAAAAGCUUUCUCAUUGCUGACACUUUGGCUGAAGUCUAUAGACGUGAACUAACAGCUAAAGUCGACACCAUCACCGCACCGGCUGUUGCCGUAGAUGAUUUCAGAGAACUUCUGAAGCUGGCUUGUUUUUCGCUCUCUGAAUUCAGUGAAGCCCAGCACCUGUUGACAAAGGAGACAAACAGCCCUAAAAGUAACCCUCAUCGCAGCGCCCGCUUCCCUGCCUCCUGCUUCCUGGGAGAGAUCAGUGUCUAUGACAUCAUACUCAAAUUACUGCGGAAGAGUCCUCUGUUUGCACAAAACAAUGGAGUAAAAACCCUGGUACGAUACCUCUCUGGAGACGUCACAGUAGAUGAUCUGCUGGCUAACAACGGACAGCAUUCCGGCUACAUUACCACACUCCAAGAGCACAACGAACACCUGCACAAUCUGAAAAUGGCAAUGAAGAAGCAAAUUGAUUUUUUAGAGUGUUACCUCUCAAACUUCACCUUACCGUGUUCAGCAAAGGUCUCCCUGAUGGUAACUGACUUGGACUUGUGCUUCAGAACUUACAGUGACGUGUUCUGCAGACUUAGCCCUGGAGUCGAUGCACAGAGCGAACAUCUGCAGGUGGAGGAGAAGAGGAAGGACUUGGAGAGGAUGAAGGCGGACACCUGUAGUGGGAUUCUCAGGUACCUGACUGAUAAGCAAGGAUACGCAGCUAUAGAGGCUAUAGUGCAGAGCUACCAGUUCAUCUUGCAUAAGCCCCAUGGGGAGAUGAGUUUGAGAGAGGAGUUGCAUCUCAUCCUGGCUAGUAUUGUUCUCCGCUACCUAAGUCCACGCUCAACGCGCAUAUACCCAGUGCAGAAGGAAGACAAACUGAAGUCAGAUUUGAAGAAAGCCAUUCAGAAAAGUACACAAACGGCACUGGCCAGCGAGGAGAAGAUCGCGCUGCACUUUUUGUCAAGCCUCCUUUGUUGGGACGAAGAGGACGUCUCUGGGGAAAGGCCAGUGCAGAGCGCUUUGGCCUCACUGACCACGUGCUUCUCGGAGCAGUUCAGGUGCAUGAGCCCUUCAGCCAGUCUGGUGGCUCAUUUCUUCUUAGGGAAGCAGGCCAGCCUCAGCGGCAUUCUGAGCAGAGCGGAGGCAGACCAGCUUUGGGAGGACCGUCCUGGCUGCACCACAGAGGAAGACCCCCACUUCUUCUUCUGUGGUGUGGUGAAGGAGAGUGGGAUUCUCUGUGACACUGACAGAGGAACAGCAGUCCCUCCCGUGGGCAGAGUCCAGCCGGAUGUGAACUCCAGAGUGACCUUCCGUUUCGGCUUUACUCUGGCUGGGCCGCGGGCCUUUUCUGUGAGACACUGGAAGCAGAUACCAGAGCUGCACGGACUGUAUCGCAGCCCUCCUAGUGCCAGGCAAAAUUAUCUGAACUAG